GCCUGACUUGCAGGACACUAAGGCUUAGUAUCUGCAGAAGCCUUUUACCCAUCUCAUUUGGGCUAUGGGGACAACAUGUCUUCACCCAGGAACUUUAGAGCAGAUGCUGUGAAAGACUAUAAGAGAGAUGACUCUGUUACAGAAGACCUGAAUUUCAGGGAGACCUUGCCAUCGUCAAGCCAGAAAAAGACAUCGAAGGUUUUGAGAAAUGAAGCUAACUCAGAGAAGGUAAAAAAACUCCCUCUUCAGAAAAUCCCACAUGAUAAUUAUGAGUAUUUUUCUGAAGAGCCUUCAGAAAGUGAGAGUGAUCACAACAUUGCAGCUACUCCUGGCUCCUUCGGAAGAAACAGAUGGAGCAGUGAGGAUGGGGGGUCUGCAGGACCUUCGCAGACUGUCUCUCCUCAGCUUCCUGAUACACACAAAAUUGUUACUGAAGGGGAGCUAGAUCAAUUGGCUCAGAUUCGACCAUUAAUAUUCAAUUUUCAUGAGCAAUCAGCCAUCAAAGAUUGUUUGAAAAUGCUUGAGAAAAAAGUAGCAGAAUAUGGUAUCAUCCAGGAGUUUAUGGAUUUAGAAUUUAAGAAUCUGCCUGGUGAGUUCAUCUUUGGGAAUCAACGAAGCAACAAAGAGAAAAACAGAUACCGAGAUAUUCUUCCAUAUGAUUCGACACGCGUUCCUCUUGGAAAAGGCAAGGACUACAUCAAUGCUAGCUAUAUUAGAAUAGUCAAUUAUGAAGAAGAGUAUUUUUAUAUCGCUUCCCAAGGACCACUGCCAGGCACCGUAGAUGACUUUUGGCAAAUGGUUUUUGAAAAUAAUUCUAAUAUUAUUGCCAUGAUAACCAGAGAGAUAGAAGGUGGAAUUAUCAAAUGCUAUCAUUACUGGCCCACUUCUCCGAAGAAGCCUUUGGAAUUGAAAUGCUUCCGUAUCUUCCUGGAGAACUACCAGAUACUUCAGUAUUUCACCAUUCGAAUGUUUCAAAUUGUGGAGAAGUCCACCGGAACUAGUCACUUGGUAAAACACUUGCAGUUCACCAAGUGGCCAGACCAUGGCACUCCUGCCUCAGUAGACGGUUUCAUAAAGUACGUUCGUUAUGUGAGGAAGAGCCACCUUAUGGGACCCUUGGUUGUUCACUGCAGUGCUGGCGUAGGCCGGACGGGGGUGUUCCUGUGUGUGGAUGUCGUGUUCUGUGCCAUUGAAAAGAACUACUCAUUCGACAUUGUGGAUAUAGUGACCCAAAUGAGAGAACAGCGUCGUGGCAUGAUUCAAACGAAGGAGCAGUAUCACUUUUGUUAUGAAAUUGUGCUUAAAGUUCUUCAGAAACUUCUGACUUUGGACUAAGAAAGACUUCUGCUGCCUCUCACUUGAAAUUACCGCGUGGCUUUG
Molecule: messenger RNA, 1380 nt
Organism: Lemur catta (Ring-tailed lemur)
Lineage: Eukaryota; Metazoa; Chordata; Mammalia; Primates; Lemuridae
Gene: PTPN20
Product: protein tyrosine phosphatase non-receptor type 20
Exons: 10
Coding region: 76-1335 (419 amino acids)
Biological process (GO): protein dephosphorylation
Molecular function (GO): protein tyrosine phosphatase activity
Source: RefSeq, a predicted model, not a curated record